AUGAGCAACAGUAAAAACCCAAUUGAAUUUGAUAAAAUAAUUAAUUCGAAUAAAACCAAAUUUAUAAACGAGCAAUUGAGAUCUGGGCUGUCUGACGAUACACCUGAAUCUACAACUACUUGUACACCUACUCAACACCCCACUACCACGCCUCGUCGUCGUAAACCACCCUCCCCGAUAAAGAUAUUCCAAAACAAUCUCAGCCUCGAGAAAGUCGGUAUACCCACUUCACCCGCUUUUAAUCAUAAUUGGUGCGAAAAUGAUAACGCACUCUCUCCUUCCACCUCUAUGCCCUCUCCUCAGCCUUCCCCUCAACCUUCCCCUAGAAUUUCGUCUUUGGCUUUCUCUAGGGAAAAUAGGGAUUCUAGCAUGAACACCAUCACUCCAAAGGUUUCAAAUAGAGACGUCGAUCACCUCCCUCCUUUACCCCCUUCUCCUACCGAUAUUGGCAUGCUUUGCUUCAAUCAAGACGAAUCAUUCCUCCCUAAACACAAACACGCUCAAUACCUUGGAUCCCCUUCCCCUUUCAAUAAAGACGCGUUAAUGUCUUACAUGUCUCAGUUCGACUUCUCCAAUCUACGCCUGGAUAAUGCUCUCAGGAAACUUACCUCCAAAUUGUUCCUACGCGCUGAAUCUCAGCAGAUUGAUCGCAUCUUAGAAUCUUUUUCCUUUAAAUUUUUCAGCGAUAACCCUUCUUCAGUAUACCGCAACCCAGACAUCGUACACGCUAUAUCCUACUCUAUUCUACUCCUUAACACUGACUUACACAUUGCAGAUAUUGCUACUCAUAUGUCUAGAAACCAAUUCCUAAAAAACACUCUCAAUGUUAUACACAACCAGUGCGAUAACUUUAAGGACCUUGAUGCUGAUGACUCCUCUUCUAUUAGCUCUUCUACUAAUGAUAACUCCACAUCAACCCAUCAACCACCUCCUCUAUCUUACUACUCGAGAAAAAGUAAUAUUGCUCGCAACGGUAGCUUAUCCUCCAUCAAGUCCAACCUCUCUCCUCCUUCUUCUUCCUCUUUCUCCGAUGACAAGGUUAAAAAGAGCUCUUCUUCCAUUACUAUCAACCAAAGCUAUCAUCUUCAUCAGCUAGAUUCCGACUUAGAACCUUUACUGCGAGAAAUUUACAACAGCGUCCGCUUACACAAAAUACUACUUCCUUUAGACUCUACCACUGCUGGUAAUCUCUCUGCCAGUAAUCAUCGCAAAAAAAAUACUAAUAACAGACAAAGACUACCUAGGAAUAUGUCCUCUACUUCCAUGAGCGCUUCUUCUCUAAAGCGUGGUAGUAUACGCGGUCUGUCUAGUCUUCUUGGAAAUGAAGGUCGAUCAUCGCCUACUUGUUCUUUGGGUUCGGUAAUGGAGAAACCUGCUCCUUCUAUCGGUUUUGCUUCAAAUCUCUCACAAACUAUCAUAAAAGAACAACAUGAAGAAUCAAACUCACUCAAAUCAUCUCCAUCAGAAAUAACUUUGGCCGAAUUAACACUCAAAGAUGAAGAAUUAGCUUUGAUGGGUCCUCCUUGGGCUAAAGAGGGAUUUUUACAGCGCAAACACUACUAUGAAUCUCAAAAUAAGCGUUCAAAAGACCGCAAUUGGCUAGAAGUCUUUGUCGUGAUAUCUAAAGGUUAUCUGAAAAUGUUUACUUUUGGUGACACUGCUGGUGUACAAGGUGCUCAAUCUAAUGGUGGUGUAGGUGGUGGUAAUUGGACUAAUAACGCUAAUUUAGUGGAAGAUGUUCCGCUAGCACAUUCCAUUUCUGAUAUAAUGAAACCUGGCUAUAAUAGAUCACGGCCUUAUUGCUUUCAACUUAUAUUGCCUAAUGGAGGUAAAUAUUACUUACAAACAGGUACAGAAUCUUUAUUAGAAGAGUGGGUAUCAACAUGCAAUUAUUGGGCAUCACGAUCUUCUAAGGAGCCUUUGAGUGGUGGCAUUUCAAAUAUGGAGUAUGGAUGGAAUACAACGUUGAGUGAGAUUGAGCAGGGUACAUCUUCAACCCAUCUCAAGCCACAGAAGGAAGAAGAUGGGAGUAGUGUAAAGUCAAACUACUCUUUCAAUAGAUGGAAGCAAACAUUUCGUACUAAUGCAGAUAGAACGUUUAUUGAAGAAUGGAAUUCUCCUCAUUUACCUGUUGUUUCUUCCAGCCUAGCCGAGGAAGAUCAAAGAAAGGCUCUUGAAAAGUGUAAUAACAACUUGAAGAAAGAACUACGUAUACACCGACAAGUUUACGACAAAAUGUUACAAAAUUACUCAAUCAAAUCAUCCAAUCGCGAUAAGGCGGUUAAUAAUUGGAAUAAGAAGACAAAAUAUUUAACAAAUGAGAUGAAAAAGUAUGAAAGGUAUAUAGAGGAGUUGUCAAAGGCGAUAAGUAUGCGUAAGGAAAAGGAGCAAGAAAAGUACGUGGAAAGGUUGGAGAGAGUUGGGAGUGUUGAAGAGGAUGAUGAUGAUGAUGAUAAGAUUGAGGAUGAUGAGGAUGACUGA
Wallemia ichthyophaga EXF-994 is the source of this 2481-nucleotide messenger RNA. Its product is annotated as PH and SEC7 domain-containing protein C11E3.11c. The coding region runs from base 1 to 2481 and encodes 826 amino acids. Gene Ontology annotation, biological process: regulation of ARF protein signal transduction. The record is from RefSeq and is a predicted model, not a curated record. Lineage: Eukaryota; Fungi; Basidiomycota; Wallemiomycetes; Wallemiales; Wallemiaceae. Gene Ontology annotation, molecular function: guanyl-nucleotide exchange factor activity. The transcript is spliced from 3 exons.